AUGGCUGAUACUUCUCAGCCAUCAAUUAGCCAGCUCCUGAUGCAAUCGAGCACUGAAAGACAACCAGAAGACGUUGUUGAACUUCUGAGCUCACAGCCCAAAGAAGAAGUCAAUAUAGAACCAGUUGUCCCUGAUGCCAGAGCUGAAAGUCCAACCAAAUUACCUGACUAUAUCCAAGCAACUCCAGCCAUAACUCCAUCAAAGGUACCAAUUCAGAUUAUCAACCCAGUGACUGCUUCUUCCGGAGACGCUAAAUCCCCAGCUCCAACUACACCUGCAAAGACACCAAAGCAAAAGCAAAAAGAAGAGGAAAAGUUACAAAGAAUGAAGCAACGAGAGCUUGAAAAGCAAGAGAGAGAAAAGGCAAAAGAAGAAGAAAGACUUUUGAAGGAGAAAUUGAGAAAGGAGAAAGAAGAGGAAAGAAAGAGAAUCAAUGAUGAAAAGGAAAGAAUAAAGAAAGAAAAAAGAGAGAAACUUCUUGAAGAGAAAAAAGAAAGAGAUAGAAAGAAGGAAGAGGAAAGAUUAAAGAAAGAGGAAGAAAAACAAAAGAAGCUAGAUGAGAAACGUAAAGCUGAAGAACAAAAAAAGAAGGAAGAGGAAGCAAAGCAAAAGAAGGCAACCAAGCUACAAAUAUCCAAUUUCUUCAAAGCUAAGACCACUUUGAAAAGUACAAUAGCGCCAGCUGCAGUUGAUACUUCAGAUGCCGAUUACAAGAUAGCAUUCAAAAACUUUUAUCUUAGGGACAAUUUGAGCUUAAAAGUGAGUCCAACGUUGUGCGAUGUGGAAGAUUUUGAUGAACAAUUGAAAACUUCGAAGGGUCAAGGUUUAAAAGAAUGGUUCAAACAACGAGAAAAUAGCAACGUUCAAGAAUCUAUAACAGCAAAAUAUAUAUUCACUCAUCAGCUUGAUUCUGCUCCGUUGAACUUCAAGUUCAUUAGAUUUUAUGAAAACAUCAAGACAUAUAUUGGCACUUACACUAAAGAUCCUACAACAGGUAUAUCUAUUGAUCCAUUCAUACUGACAGAUGCAUUUAUUGAUUGGGAUGAAGAAGAAAAUGAAAACGAAGAAGGUGAAGGUGAAGAUAUUGAUGAUGAAGAUGACGAGGAGGAGGAAGAUGAAGAUAUGGGUGAUCUAUCAGAUUUCUUAGAUGAAGAUGGUGAGGAAAAUAAAAACAAGAAGAAGACAUUAGGGCCUUUGAUUCCACAAAUACAUUGGAAAGACAUAACAGAAUAUAGCAUAGAAGUCCUCAAACCAGAUUUGAUUACAAUCAACCCUUUUGAAGAUUACUGGAAGACAACAGAUACCAAAGACUCUGGUCUGCCGGGAGACCAAGAUCAGUCUCCUAAACCAAAGAAGAGCAAAUCACUCAUUACCAGUAGGGAUGAUUUAGAGAAAUUUGCUAAACAAGUCCAUGAUAGUGAUUUCACAGUUCCUACCAUGGUUGAGUUAUUGAAGAAGCAGCUCCCAACUUAUACAAAAUUGACGAUUGAGAAUACUUUAAAGAAUUAUGCAAAAAAAGUGGGACCAAAAGCUACAGAAAAAAAGUGGGAGGUUGACACUGAGCUAUUGAAGAAGGCUAUGGAAUUAUGA
Molecule: messenger RNA, 1590 nt
Organism: Hansenula anomala
Lineage: Eukaryota; Fungi; Ascomycota; Saccharomycetes; Phaffomycetales; Wickerhamomycetaceae
Gene: RLF2
Product: Rlf2p
Exons: 1
Coding region: 1-1590 (529 amino acids)
Source: RefSeq, a predicted model, not a curated record